Molecule: messenger RNA, 872 nt
Organism: Oryza sativa Japonica Group (Japanese rice)
Lineage: Eukaryota; Viridiplantae; Streptophyta; Magnoliopsida; Poales; Poaceae
Product: non-specific lipid transfer protein GPI-anchored 15
Source: RefSeq, a predicted model, not a curated record
UGUGCCAAACACGACGAUGGAUCGAUCGAUGGCUCGGCGCCGGCGCGGCACCUCGUUCACGGCGAGCUGGCAGCUGGGACUCGCCGUGGUGGUCGCGGCGAUCAUGGCGUCCUCGGCGCAGCCGCAGCAGCAGCAGCAGCAGCCUCCGCAGCCGCCCGGUCAGCCGGCGAACGCGCCGAGCUGCCCGCCGGUGCAGGCCUCGCUGUCGCCGUGCGUCAGCUACUUCAUCGGCAACUCGUCGACGCCGUCGGACGCGUGCUGCGAGCAGAUGCGGGCCAUGUUCCAGUCGCAGGCGCCCUGCCUCUGCGCCGCCGUGGCGUCGGCGCCGUCCCCGCUCGCGCCGGUGCUCGGCGGGGUGCAGUCGCUGCUCCCAACCGCCUGCAACCUGCCUCCCAAUGCCUGCGCAGAUGCGACAGGGUCGACGUCGGGCUCUGCUCCGGCCGGCGGCUCGUCGGCGACGCCGUCCACGGGGGCAACUGCCGCCGCGCCGGCCAUGGAGCCCGCUGGCAUGGACCCGGCGAUGACUGCAGGUGGUGGAUCCAAGUCAGUGCCGGGUAUGCCGUACUCGGCGGCCGCCGGAGUCCAUGGUGGUGGCGCCUCUGCUGCCGUCGCCGUCUUGAUCUCCUCCAUGCUUGCUUAUGCUUGUAUGAUCUGAGAUGCAUGGCUGGUCUUAUAUACACACGUCCAUUGUGAUUUGUGAUCGUGAUGGUAUAUGCACAUCAGCACAUGUGCAUCGUUAUUAGCUUGCUUUUCAGGUUAGAAGACUUUGAGUUAAUAUGCCAUUUGCGGAUGUAAUUAAUUUGUAACAACAUUGUUAUGGAGUAUUUCGACAUAAUAAGAUAGUAGUUAUAUCCGUGAUGACGAAAAAUUAA